AUGCAAAAUAAUUUGUUAGAUUAUAAAUAAGAUGAACAAUCUAUAAAAAAAGUGAUUGACAAAGAAAUAAAUGGAAAAUCUAAACGUUUAUUUGAUCCUAAUACUUAUUAUUCAUAAUUUUAAAAUUUAACUUAAGAUAGUUUAUAAUAAUGUGAAAAAGCCCAAGUAUAGAAAGGAGCAAAAGAAAUGAUUGAAUGUAUAACAUUAUAAUCAAUUGAGUUAAGGCAUAAGUUACAAGUCAAGAGAAAGUGAUUGAAGCAAUUAGAGCAGCUAAUUUUGUAGAAAUUUAGAAUGUAAACUUUAGAUUCAAAAGACUACUAAAAGAGAUUUUAGAAUAAAUAGCAGACCAAUUAGGAAACUUAUUUAAGAAUGAAUAUUUAAAAUUAUGGUUGGAAUGGAAAAGUGCUAAAGCAGCAUUAUAAGAGAAGGAACUCAAAUUAAAAAAUUCAGAAAUCAAUUAAUAGUUAUAGGAAUAGGAACUGAUUUAAAUAAGAACAGAAUUUACAGCUUAAAACACUUUUUUUAGUUUAAAUAAAUAAUUAGAGACAACUCUAUAAAAUUUAGAGACUGAAAAUAAUAAGUUGAAAGAAAACCUUAAACAUCUUAAUUAAUAUUGUAAUGAAUUGAAACAGAAUAAUGAAGAACUAAAUAAAAGAAUGAAAAAACUUGAAUAAUAAUAUGAAGAGGCAAAAGAAAAAUAUGAAAAUGAAAUUAAUCAGUUAAAACAAAAAGAAUAGAAUUUAAUAAAGGAAAAUAAAAAUCUUAUUGAAUUAAAUAAUCAAUUAUAAUAACAAUUAGAUAAAUAUAGAGAUUUAUAUGAAAUGUAAAAUCAAAGAAAUAAUGAUUUAACUGAUUAAGUCAGAUAUUGGAAAUCAACUCAUUAAUAAAGAUUAACUGAUUUAUAGUAAUCAGAAUAAAGAAUAGGAUCAUAAAAAGGAUAUCUUUUUAAAUAUAGAAGAGAAGUAUAAGAUUUAAAAAGAUUUAAAUUAUAUAGUGAAGAAGCAUAAAAGGAAUUAUCAAAUGCUAGAUAGACUGUUCAUUUAUUAAAUUAAUAAACAGAAUAAUUAAGAUUCAGUUAUGAAAAUGCAAUUUAAUAAAAUUUAAAUAUUUAGACUGAAAAAACAGAGAAUUUAAAUUAAAUAUUAUUACGUAAUGCUUAAUCAACUAAAAAGGUAAAUAAUGAAACAAAUGUUUUUUAUGAAUCUCCAUAAAAAUGUAAAUUUGAUUUUCAUAGUGUUAAAAAGAUUACUUAACCUUCAGUUGAUGAAUUAAGUUAAUUUGUUGUAAGUUAUACAAAAGUUCCAAUUUAAUCAAGAAGAACUAAAAUAAGAAGUGCUAGUGCAAAGAAGAAUUCUUAAUCAGAAACUGAUACAUCUAAAAAUAAUAUUGGAAUUUAAGAAUUUGAUUUGUUUACACCAUAUACAGAAAGUACAUUAAAUCAAUUCAAUUUUAAUUCUGUACCUAAAAAUUCUAUAAAUAAAACAAAAAGAAUUAAAAGAUAGAAUACUGAAAGUUGA
Paramecium pentaurelia is the source of this 1517-nucleotide messenger RNA. The record is from the annotation of a GenBank genome assembly. NCBI's taxonomy places the organism in Eukaryota, Ciliophora, Oligohymenophorea, Peniculida, Parameciidae.